This is a messenger RNA of Medioppia subpectinata, 1428 nucleotides long. The record is from the annotation of a GenBank genome assembly. NCBI's taxonomy places the organism in Eukaryota, Metazoa, Arthropoda, Arachnida, Sarcoptiformes, Oppiidae.
AUGAAACAGUUAUUGAGUCCAUUGACCACAUGUUUGGCCUCAAUAUUGAAUGGGAAGCGACCUCUUCAGAGGCGCUUAAGAGGACACGAAGUGACGGGAAGUGAUGACACUUGCAAUGAAUCAGUUAGUCAUGAGAGUAUGGAUUUGGCUCUCAAAAGCGUAAAUGAGAUAUUUUGUGAUAAAAAGUCACGAAAACUAUUAUUAGAAGAAUUUGUUUUCAAUUCAAGUGAUAAGAAUUACGCGAAGAACAGAACCGCAAAGAUAUUCGUGAAUAAGAUUCUUGCGGUUAAACGAGAACCGCUUCCGUGGAUCACUUCAUACGCUUCGCACUACACUUUCGAUGAAAACAAAUACCAGACCAGACAUACACAGUAUAAGCUGUUCUCCCGAUGUAUCUCAUCGUACACUCAUCACAACUACAGUCAGAUCCGUACGUUUAAGAGUAAACCUACGACUGGUAUCGGAAGCGGUACCAGAAGUCGUAAUACGGAGAAGACAUCACAGGAACAGACAUCGGUUGGGAACAUGAAGUUGGGCUCCAUUUUCGGACUAAGCAAAGAGAAACACAAAGAGACAGAGAGCGACAAAAUGAGGGAAAUUCUGAACGAUGGAAAUCUCAGCGUUGAGGAUAAAAACAGCCUUAAGAUUGCUUUCGCUGAGGGAUAUUUGGCAGCCGAACCCAGACCUAAGAUGUCAUCCAAACUCCGAUUUUUCAACAUUUUCCGUGACUUAAUGGGAAUUGCGUUAAUCAUAGCGAUUCUGUUCUCCUUUAUGGACAUUGUUGGCCCGAGCGGUGGCCGGAGAGGCUGGCGUUCCUUUCUCAGAGAUCCCGAAAGGUUUUCAGUUUUGGGCGGAAAACUGCCAAAAGGAGUACUACUGGUCGGUCCGCCCGGCACUGGAAAGACAUUGUUGGCCCGAGCGGUGGCCGGAGAGGCUGGCGUUCCUUUCUUUCACGCGGCGGGACCUGAAUUCGAUGAGAUCCUCGUCGGACAGGGAGCGCGUCGUGUCCGCGAUUUGUUCAGUACCGCCAAAUUGAAAGCCCCGUGUGUUGUGUUCAUCGAUGAGAUCGACUCAGUCGGUGCCAAACGGAGCACUUCAGUACUCCAUCCGUACGCCAAUCAGACAAUCAAUCAAUUGCUGACCGAAAUGGACGGAUUCCGACAGAACGAAGGGGUUAUCGUUUUGGGCGCCACUAAUAGACGCGACGAUUUAGAUCGCGCUCUUCUAAGGCCCGGGCGUUUCGACGUCGAAGUUCAGGUACCGGUGCCUGACUUUAAAGGCAGAAAAGAGAUCAUUGAUCUCUACCUCUCGAAAGUGAAGUAUUCAAGUGAUGUGAAGGUGGAAAUGCUCGCUCGCGGAACCACUGGCUUCACUGGCGCUGACUUAGAAAAUCUGGUGAAUCAGGCGGCGCUCAGGGCUGCCAUCGAC